Molecule: messenger RNA, 2159 nt
Organism: Columba livia (rock pigeon)
Lineage: Eukaryota; Metazoa; Chordata; Aves; Columbiformes; Columbidae
Gene: SNU13
Product: small nuclear ribonucleoprotein 13
Exons: 3
Coding region: 188-574 (128 amino acids)
Biological process (GO): ribosome biogenesis; mRNA splicing, via spliceosome; maturation of LSU-rRNA
Cellular component (GO): small-subunit processome; precatalytic spliceosome; box C/D methylation guide snoRNP complex
Molecular function (GO): RNA binding
Source: RefSeq, a predicted model, not a curated record
GCAGCAAGCCCCGCCACGCCGCACAGCACCACGCGGGGGCGGAGUCUCCGCCCCGGGCCCCGCCCCGGGCUCGUGGCCGCCUGACUUCCGGCGGCGGCACGGCGCAGGAGCGUUCCCGCCUCUUCCCCCUCAGCGCGCUCGGGCCCACCGGAGCCACCGAGCCGCGCCGCAAGCCCAGGCCGCGGCCAUGAGCGAGGCAGAAGUGAACCCCAAAGCUUACCCCCUGGCUGAUGCACAGCUCACCAAAACGCUACUGGAUCUUGUGCAGCAGUCCUGCAACUAUAAGCAGCUACGCAAGGGAGCCAAUGAAGCCACCAAAACACUGAACCGAGGGAUAGCGGAGUUCAUUGUGAUGGCAGCAGAUGCAGAGCCCUUGGAGAUCAUCCUGCACCUCCCUCUUCUCUGCGAGGACAAGAACGUACCUUACGUGUUUGUGCGCUCCAAGCAAGCCCUAGGCCGGGCAUGUGGUGUUUCCCGGCCUGUCAUUGCCUGCUCCAUCACCAUCAAGGAGGGAUCACAGCUAAAGCCUCAGAUUCAGUCUGUCCAGCAAGCUAUAGAAAGACUGUUGGUCUAAAUGCCCGUGCGUUUAAGUGUGUGUGGAAUAGGGAAGUUGAAGUCAGGGGGAAUUAAUGUCUAGCUUCAGCUGGGAUUAUAGUUUUGAUAUCAGUGUUUAAUUUCAAAACACCAUAUUUUUGUUUAAUAAUGACUUAAUUCUUAGUGUUUCUGCCCCUCCUCCCUCUCUUUUUUAUUAUUCCACUCCAACACAUUAAUUCUCAUUUGUAUUACUUUCUUGAAAAGUGGUUGUACAACUGUAUUUCCUGUUUGAUGUUUAAAGGAAAAAAAAGCCCCCCUUUAUCUCCCUGUUUGCCUGCUCAGGGUUUUUUAACCCACUGCUAAGCUUUGGCCUCUAACAGGUGUAACACUGUGCUUCUAAAUGAUUUACUCUACUGAACAUCAGGCAUGUCAGUUCCCUGCACAGUGUGUGUGCGCAGACUGCUGGAGUUGUUGCUUUCAGUGAUGGAGCAGCAUAGACCCCAUAGAGGGUGGGCAGCAGCUACUGUGUAGCAACAGAAGGAGCCAAGAUCAGUACAUGCAGCACAACCCUUUUCUUGAAACCAGACAGACUUCUGUAUGAGGUGCACGGGGAGCAGAAAUCUUAUGGCAGUGUACAAGGGGAAAUAUCUUGGUUAUUUUUAAAUACUUUUAAAGAAAAAUAAAAUUGCUGACAAAGCUAAAUUUGUCAUUCCCUUAGGGAAGCAUUUGCAACUAACUGAAGUGUUCCUACGUGUAAAGCUAAACUGCUCAGAGAUUGCCUAAAGGCUAUUGUGUAGUAGUUCAUACUCCAGUUUUCUCUGUGUGGACUGUACUGAUGAGCUUGGGCUUCCUAUGGUAUUUAAGUACAAAACACAUGGUAGAGAGCAGCUUGCUGUGGCCAACAAGGACCCUAUAGAUCUCGUGCUUUUAGGGAAGCUGUUGUGCUGUAGUCACCUGACUGAACUCUUUAAGUCAUGGCCAAGGCAAGAGGGAGCAGGUCAUUUUUCAGAUAAAACAAAUUGUGUCUCAAGAAGACAGUGUUAGAUACAGAUCAUCUCAUGUUCUAGAAAAAGCAUGAAGCACCACCAGCAUUCUGGAUUAGCCUUGGUUUUAUGAGGCCAGCUUUAGUUAAGUGCGUAUUGUAUAAUAAAUCCACUUACUGCUCCCAGUAGAAGAGUGUAAAUCUGUGUUGGAAUGGGUCAUAUCAAACCUGUCCUCUAUUGCAGGAUGCAAAAGCAAAGCUAGUGUGGAAAGACAGCAGCAGAAGGGAAAAUUAAGUUCUGUAACACUUCCACAGAAGCACUAACUUCAUACAUUUAGAAAGUGCAUCCCAAGCAGAUGAAAUCAGCUCAAGAAAAACUGAAUAUAAUUUGUGUCUGUAUAUUUUUGUAAAUGACUGAUAACUAAUAUCCUUGAUGAGGUGAACUUAAUACAAAGAUUUUGGAGUCCUUCCAGUUGUAUGACAUUUAGAAAAGCUGUUCCCUUCUACUGAUGCUGACAGUUGAGCUAGUUGUCUUUAAAACCACAGCUUUGCAAAGUACUUGCCCUAUUGUACCACGCCAAGGCAGCUGAUAUAAGACAAAGCACAUAAGGAGCAGAAAUAAAGCAUUCUUGAGCAAGCAAAA